AUGAGGUUCCGCCUUGAAUUCUUUCAGCAGUUCCAGACCUUCAGGUUUGCAGUGGAAGAGAUCAACAGAAGCCCCGAUCUCCUACCCAACAGUACCCUGGGUUUCUAUGUGUAUGAUUCCUGUGCUGUUCUCCAAAGAGAGUUAGCGGGAACAUUAUGGAUGAUAAGUGGUCUGGACAGAGUGAUACCCAAUUACUGCUGCCUGAUACAUCCUGCUCUUACCGCUGUUAUUGGUCACUCAACGUCCACUUUCUCCAUCCUCAUGGCUCAUAUCAUGGGAUUGUACAAAAUUCCACAGAUCAGCUACUAUUCUACCAGCUCUCUCUUGAGUGACAAGACACAGUUUCCUUCAUUUUUUAGGACUGUCCCAAGUGAUGACUUUCAGUCCAGGGGGCUGGCUCAGAUGGUUUUGCAUUUUAAAUGGAAAUGGGUGGGGCUCGUAGCUUCUAAUGAUGAUUAUGGAAGUGAAGCAAUAAAGGUCAUCAGACAGGAGGUCAUGAAAGAAGGAGCUUGUGUGGCUUACACAGUGUAUAUUUCCGGCAACCUGCUCUACCAAAAUCUACCUACCAUUGUUAAAAUGAUAAAGGAGUCAAGUGCCAAUGUUAUAAUAGCCUUCUCAAUUGAUUUCUACUUAACUCCCCUCCUGAAUGAGAUGCUGAAACAAAAUGUAACUGGCAAAACGUUUGUUGCCAGCGAGGCUUGGUCCAUUUCAGACAUUUUAGUAGUGGAAAAAUAUUUUUCCUUACUCACUGGAACUAUAGGUUUUGCAUUCUACAGCUCUACAAUUCCAGGGUUUCAAGAGUUCCUCAAUUCCAUUAAUGUCUACAAUACACCAGGAAUAUAUUGGACACAAAAGUUAUGGGAAGAAGCUUUUGGCUGCACAUUUAUUAACCAGAACAACCUUACUGAUACAAUGAAUAAUUUUAAAAAACAAUGUACAGGAGAAGAACAUUUAAAUUCUGUUCAGAACAACUAUAAUGAUGUGUCCAGAUUAAGAGCUUCCUACAAUAUCUAUACUGCAGUGUAUGUGAUAGCAAAAGCUCUGCAUGACCUCAGUCAUUGCCAAGCCACAGAUGGACCAUUGGUUCAAGAUCAUUUUUCAGAUAGAGGACAUUUUGAACCAUGGCAGUCCUUUCUGCAGCUACUGAAUUAUUUUAAGAAAGUCAGAGUAAAGCUAGACAGCAAUCGAGAAGUUUUCUUUGAUAAGGAUGGAAACCCACCAGCUAUUUAUGACAUAGUGAACUGGCAGCUGGGAUCAGAUGGAACCAUCAAGCAAGUGAAAGUGGGAAGCUAUGACACUUUGAAUUCUUCUGGGGACAUAUUCAACAUCAAUACAAAGUUGAUGUGGUGGGCUACAGAGAGUCAGGAGAUUCCAAAAUCUGUUUGUAGUCAGAGUUGUUCAAAUGGGUUCAAAAAGUCCUUAAAGGAAGGAGAGCCAGUGUGCUGCUUUCAUUGUUUUCCUUGUGCCCAAGGAGAGAUCUCCAAUCAGACAGAUUCCAUUGAGUGCUGGAAGUGUCCCUGGGACAUGUGGCCUAACAGUAAAAGAGACAGAUGCUUUCCUAAACCCAUUGAGUUCCUUUCCUAUGAAGAUCCCCUGGGGUUGACCCUAGCAGCUACCAGUGCUUUCUCCUCUAUGGUGCCAAUGUCUAUUUUUCAUCUUUUUAUUAAUUAUAAAGACACCCCAAUUGUGAGAGCCAAUAACUUUCACGUGAGCUGUAUUCUCUUAGUAUCUGUGGCCUUCUGCUUCCUCUGUGCUUUGGCUUUCAUUGGUUACCCCCAACCUGAGAAGUGUCUUCUGCGUCAGGCUACAUUUGGUCUUGUUUUUACCCUCUGUGUAUCCUGCAUUUUGGCCAAAACUGUCAUUGUUGUAUUUGCUUUUAUGGCCACUAAACCUGGGAGCAGGCUCAAAAAAUGGACAACUCCGUAUAUGCCCUACAUGAUCAUUACUUUUUGCACCUUCAUACAACUUAUUUUGUGUUUGAUUUGGUUGACCAUCUCCCCGCCUUUCUUUCAAUACAAUAUUGAAGCCAAACCUGGAAUCAUUGUUGUAGAGUGCAAUGAAAACUCUCAAUUUGCCUUCUGGUGCAUGCUGGGAUAUCUUGGAAUUUUAGCCUCUGUCAGUUUCACUGUAGCUUUUCUGGCCAGGAGGCUUCCCGACAACUUCAAUGAGGCCAAAUUAAUAACAUUCAGUAUGUUGGCCUUCCUCAGUGUCUGGGUGUACUUUAUUCCAGCCUCUGUCAGUGCCCAGGGCAAGUAUACUGUUGCCAUGGAGAUCUUUGCAAUUCUGGCUUCUAGCUGGGCCCUUGUCGUCUGUAUGUUCCUCCCCAAGUGUUUUAUUAUUUUGUUCAGACCCAACAUGAACUCCAGAGAAAACCUUAUGAGAAAGGAAAGAGUAAGGAAAUAG
This is a messenger RNA of Xenopus laevis (African clawed frog), 2403 nucleotides long. RefSeq names its product extracellular calcium-sensing receptor. Lineage: Eukaryota; Metazoa; Chordata; Amphibia; Anura; Pipidae. The coding region runs from base 1 to 2403 and encodes 800 amino acids. The record is from RefSeq and is a predicted model, not a curated record. The transcript has 6 exons.